CAUCUCUCCUGGUUUUCUGCAGGAGGCGCUGGCACUUCCGGUCCAAGGGUGUCCCUUUCCCUCUGCGCUCUUCCGUGGCAUCCCAGGAUGGCAGCCCACAGCGUGGCAGGACCCGAGUCAGAAGAUCUUGAGCAACGUAUCCACCACAUCAACAAUGAGUCUUUGGAAAGCACCAGACGGAUGUUGCAGCUGGUAGAUGAGAGCAAAGAUGCUGGGAUUCGAACUUUGGUUAUGCUGGAUGAUCAAGGGGAGCAGCUGGACCGCAUCGAAGAUGGCUUGGACCAGAUUAUCCAGGACAUGAAGGAGGCAGAGAAGAACCUCAGCGACAUGGCCAAGUGCUGCGGCCUUUUCGUCUGCCCUUGCGCCAGGUUAAAGAACAUCAAGGCCAUCGAGGCCAGUAAGGCCGCAUCCGGCAACGCCCAGGAUGUGGUGUCACAGCAGCCUAUCAUGAUGACAGCCGGGACCCAGAUGAUGAUGAGUGGCCCCUUCAUCCAGAGGAUAAUGAAAGACGACGUGGAGGAUGAGAUGGAGCAGAAUUUGACCCAGGUGGACAGUAUGCUGAGUAACCUGCGCAGUAUGGCGGUGGAUAUGAGCAACGAAAUUGAUGUCCAGAGCAAGCAGGUGGACAAUAUCAAAGAGAAGGCCGUUGCCAAUGUGAUCAGCAUCAACGAAGCCAACAACCAGACCACCAAGAUGCUGAAGAAAGCCUGAGGCCGCUUCUGCCCCUUGCUGCCCCUGCCCCAUGCCUUCACAAAAUGCAACAACAGUUACCGACUUCUUCCGCCCUACGCUCCGGAGUGGAUUCAUUCCCACCCAAGCAGUUUAAAUCAAGUUUCCUGUGUGAAUCUCAUCCAUUUUCUGAACCAACAUGCAUGCUUAGAGGUCGCUGAAGUGAAGCCCAAGCGAACGGCAAGCCUUUAGACAAGCCAGGGGCCCAACCCAAGCUUUGGGGCCAGGGGGGUUGUGUCUCCCUCGGCACGAGAACCCA
Molecule: messenger RNA, 988 nt
Organism: Candoia aspera
Lineage: Eukaryota; Metazoa; Chordata; Lepidosauria; Squamata; Candoiidae
Product: synaptosomal-associated protein 25-like
Exons: 7
Coding region: 88-711 (207 amino acids)
Biological process (GO): exocytosis; synaptic vesicle fusion to presynaptic active zone membrane; synaptic vesicle priming
Cellular component (GO): plasma membrane; SNARE complex
Molecular function (GO): voltage-gated potassium channel activity; SNAP receptor activity; syntaxin-1 binding
Source: RefSeq, a predicted model, not a curated record